Molecule: messenger RNA, 825 nt
Organism: Lolium perenne
Lineage: Eukaryota; Viridiplantae; Streptophyta; Magnoliopsida; Poales; Poaceae
Source: RefSeq, a predicted model, not a curated record
AUGGGUUUCUCCCGGAUAUGGGUGGAUCUCAUGAUGAGCCUGGUUUCGUCGGUAUCCUUCUCAGUGUUGUUCAACGGAACAUACAUGGAGGAGUUUCGACCGUCGAGGGGGCUCUGCCAAGGCGACCCUAUAUCCUCGUAUCUCUUCUUACUUGCAGCAGAGGGCCUCUCCGGCCUCUUGAAAAAAAGUCGACAAUCACCGCAUCUUCAAGGGAUUAAGGUGGCUCCCACAGCUCCAGCUGUGAACCAUCUCCUGUUUGCGGAUGAUAGCAUGCUAUUUGUAAGAGCUACUAGCGAGGGAGCAUCAGAAUUCAUGGAGUUGUUGAACAAAUACUGCGACGCCUCUGAUCAGCGCAUCAAUUUGGACAAAUCUUCAGUUUUCUUCAGCAAGGGGUGUCCCAAGGAACGCCGAGCUAGUGUGAAGAAUAUUCUGUCAGUCCCAAAUGAAACUCUUAAUGAGAAGUACCUCGGGAUGCCUUCUGACAUUGGGAUAUCGACAAUGGGGCCUUCAAGUAUCUUAAAGACCGCAUUUGAAAGAGUGUACAGGGCGGAAGUAGUUGAGGAGCUCUUCCUCCCCAUGGACGCCGAGGUGAUCCGAUCAAUACCGCUAAGUACACACAGACUGGAUGAUUUCUGGGCGUGGCAUUAUGAGAAGAAUGGGCUGCUCUCCGUACGUUUAGCCUACCGUAUGCUGGUACUGACCAAGAAGCGUCGCGAGGACUGGCUUCAAGGUCAGGAUCAAUAUGAUGCCGGGAAGGUAGUCAAGCAGGAAGUGAUGGGCGAGAAAUACACAGUUUUACACUGGACAGGUUGGCCGUUUCCUUAG